Messenger RNA from Didymodactylos carnosus, 273 nucleotides. The record is from the annotation of a GenBank genome assembly. NCBI's taxonomy places the organism in Eukaryota, Metazoa, Rotifera, Eurotatoria, Philodinida, Philodinidae.
AUGUACGAUCGGGCGCCACGUAAUUAUCAACUAGUUAUUGGCAGUACGCUCGAUCAUGUUGGUCCAGGAACUUAUGAUCAUCGACCUAAAUACCUAAAAGAAGAAAGUUAUGCACCAUUUUUAUCAUUAUCAAUGCGUGGUGAUGUGUUUAUGAAUGCUGAAAAUCCCGGUCCCGGUCAUUAUGAUAUUCGCAAUAAUCAAGUAACAACGAUAAAGGUAGGUUUAAACACAACUUUUAUUGAUAUAUAUAUGUAUUCAUCAUUGGACACAUAA